Oncorhynchus mykiss (rainbow trout) is the source of this 2236-nucleotide messenger RNA. NCBI's taxonomy places the organism in Eukaryota, Metazoa, Chordata, Actinopteri, Salmoniformes, Salmonidae. The record is from RefSeq and is a predicted model, not a curated record.
ACAGCAGUAUUUGCGCGCCCCCGCUUGAAGACCGGCUCGAGCCGGUGGGCUAUAAAGAGCCGACGGAACAGUAAGGAAAUAAGGAAACGGUUGAUUUACUUUAACAGAAGACACAGAUGUGUUUUAGGCAUUCAAGAAAGAGAGGACAGAUACAGUAACCAGGGUAACAUAAUAAGCUAUGAUUCUCCUUGUGGAUCGGACAAGACAUUUUUUUUUACAUCAUGCUUAAAACGAGGUUGCUUUAGUCCAGAACAUCGAUUCGUCUGAUCGGAAGCGGAAGAGACAGAGCUGGUCGACUACCGUUAUAGGGAGAACAUAGAAAUAACAUACCGAUAAACUAGCUGCUCAUUUGACCAUUAAAACCUGUUCGUUAUAUUCGACAGUCGACUAUUCUGUGUCGAUCACUUUUCCGACUAGACUGAUCGUCGCUCUGUUGGUGCUCAGACCCAGCCAUGCGGGGGUUAAAGUCAGCGGUGCGGGGGUCCGGGGGGUGCGGGGGUCCAUGUGUGUACGAGGCGGUGCCAGACGGGGGCUGGGGCUGGGCGGUGGCCGUGGCCUUCUUCUUCGUUGAGGUGUUUACCUACGGGACCAUCAAGUCUCUGGGGGUGUUCCUCGAGGACCUCAUGACAGAGUUUGGGGAGAGCAACAGCAGAGUAUCCUGGGUCAUCGCAAUCUGUGUCUUCAUCCUCACAUUCACAGCCCCUCUGUCCUCGGUGCUCAGUAACCGGUUUGGGUACCGUCCCGUAGUGAUGUUGGGGGGUUUUCUGGUCAGUCUGGGUACCAUCAGCUCUGCUUUCGUCUCCUCCAUCAACGAGAUGUACGUCACCAUCGGCAUCGUCUCAGGUCUGGGGUACUGCCUGACCUUCCUGCCCACCAUCACCAUCCUGUCCCAGUACUUCAACAGGAGGAGGUCCCUGGUCACCGCUCUGGCCUCCUCAGGGGAGUCCUUUGCCAUGUUUGUCUUCGCACCAGCCUUCAUGGCCUUGAAGGAGAUCAUCGGCUGGCGCCACUGCCUCAUUGUCAUCGGUCUCAUGCAGGCCUCCGUGAUUGGCUGCGGCGCUCUGCUUCGACCAAUCAUCAUCAGACCUGACCAGGAAGUGUCAGGGGAGGUGUCCAAUAAGGAGAAGCUGUCCGUUAAGCUGCAGACGGUCUACGAGCUGGAGAAUGAGGACACCGAGACCAACGUUAGCUCGGGGGAGUCUGAGGACUCGGGGGAUUCUGGGGUCACCUCUCUGUCCGCCUCCAGUGCUGACCUCCGGGCCACCACAGCCGCACAGGACCCCUCAGAGACCCGGGCCCUCAUGGAGGACCAGGGGGAGAAGAACCAGGGGGGACAGGCAGCCCUUGGAACCCCACUGAAUCAGCUGGAGGCUGGGGAGAAAGAGCAGGGUGAGGUGGGUCCCCUUGUCCAACCCUCCAGACCUAAACUUCUAGACUUUUCUGUGUUGAAAGAUGGAGCGUUCAUCUGCUACUCUCUGUUCGGUCUCUUCGCCACGCUGGGGUUCUUCGCCCCGUCGCUCUACAUCAUAGAGCUCAGUAAGAGCCGCGGCGUCCACCCAGAGAAGGCGGCCUACAUGCUCUCUGUAAUGGCGGUGUCCGAGGUCUGCGGGCGCCUGUCCAUCGGGGUCAUUUUAAACAAGGUGCGGAUGCGUAAGACCCAGGUGCUUCUGGGAUGUGUAGUUCUGCUGUGUCUGGUGCUGCUUGCCUUCACCCAGGUGACUGAGUUCUGGGGCCUGGCAGCCUGCUGCUGCCUCUAUGGCUUCCUGAUGGGCACCGUGGGCUCUACACACAUCCCCAUGCUGGCGGAGGACGACGUGGUGGGCAUAGACAGGAUGCCCUCGUCCGUGGGGGUCUAUGUGUGUAUCCAGAGCUUUGCUGGGUUGGCCGGACCACCACUGGGGGGCCUGUUGGUGGACAAGACCCAGAACUAUGGCUCAGCCUUCUACUCCUGUGCUGUGGGAAUGGGCCUGGGCGCCAUCUUCCUCGCCAUGGUGGGGCCUGCCAAGUCUGGCCUCUGCCACCGCGGGAAGACGAGAAAACAGGAGGAGGAGGAGGAAGGAGAGGAGGAAGGAGGAGAGGAGAGAGGAGGAGAGGAGAGAGGAGGAGAAGAGGAGGAGAAGGUUUCUCAGGACAGUGGAUCAACAGAUUAUCUAGAUGUUGAUCUGGUUGAGGAGACCAGUCCGGCUAAAUGGUCCCCAAAACAGGAGACCAACGCGGUCUGAACGUGGUUGAAUAG